Molecule: messenger RNA, 3021 nt
Organism: Cricetulus griseus (Chinese hamster)
Lineage: Eukaryota; Metazoa; Chordata; Mammalia; Rodentia; Cricetidae
Source: RefSeq, a predicted model, not a curated record
CCCCGGAUCCUUCUUGCACUCUUUCACUGGUCUUCGAAAAAGAGCUGGAAGCAAGAAGUCUGGUCUGAGCCGGGCGUUGGUGGCAUUGCAUGCCUUUAGUCCCAGCACUCGGGAGGCAGAGGCAGGAGGAUCUCUGUGAGUUCGAGACCAGCCUGGUCUCCAGAGCGAGCGCCAGGAUAGGCUCCAAAGCUACACAGAGAAACCCUGUCUCGAAAAACCAAAAAAUAAAAAAUUAAAAAAAAAUGUCCUUGUCUGUCCAGGAAUACCGAAUGGAGGGGAGGGGCUCAGGAAGAGGCAGCCCAGACUUAAGCCAGAGUAGCAGGGCCUUCAUUUGUAGUGGGCAGGGCUUGGAGAGGACUCAGAGACCGCCUUCAGAUUAGGAGGAGGAGGGUUUGUAGACAGGGAGGAAUUUAAAGGGCAGUGGCUGUGGCCUGGUGGUGGGCGUGUCAGCGUUGGGAGGGUCUCCUAGAGGACACGAGUUUCUGAGCCCAGAGAGCUAAGGGAAGGCACGGCCAGUGGGGAGGCGACUCUUAACCUGCUUCUGCGUCUCUUUUCUACUCCAGAGAAAGCCCCAAACCACCACUGGGCCUGCCGCCAUGGAUGAGUCCUCGCUGCCUGUGGUUCCGGCCCCUAUUGUUGCCCCGGGGCCAGCGCCAUCUGCCACCACUCCCCGGGUCCCCUUUCACUGCAGCGAAUGUGGCAAGAGCUUCCGCUACCGAUCGGACCUGCGGCGCCACUUUGCUCGGCACACGGCGCUCAAGCCCCACGCGUGCCCUCGCUGCGGCAAGGGCUUCAAGCACAGCUUCAACCUAGCCAACCACCUGCGCUCACACACCGGCGAGCGGCCCUACCGAUGCUCCGCCUGCCCUAAGGGAUUCCGAGACUCCACUGGCCUGCUGCACCACCAGCAUGAGCUCCAGGGAAGGCCUGCAGAGUGAGUCUGCCCCGCAGAAUUGUGUCUCCGCCUCUCCUGCUGAUGUCUCUGUGGCCUUGUGUUUACAAUUCUCUUCCUUGCCGUCUUGAAAGUAGGUUUAUCCAUGUGCACCCAACUCCUUUGUUCUGACCAGGAGUCAGAUAGAGGGUAAAGAAAGUAGUUCUCUAAGGGAGAAGUUGGGAAGCAAAUUAAAAAAAAAAAAAAUUCAGGGCAUGGAGAUGCAUCCUUAUAAUCCCAGUGAUUGGGAGGAGACAGGAGGGUCAGUGAAGAUGGAGUUUUUCUGUCCCACCUGCUCCCACAGCCAUUUCAGCCCCAAAUAAACACACGGACACCAUAUUAAUUAUAAAACUGUUUGGCCAAUGGCUUAGGCUCCUUAUUGGCUAGCUCUGUCUUUAUUAUUAAUACGUUUCUGUUAGUCUGUGUAUUGCCACAAGGCUGUGAUUUCCCCAUAAUCCACCAUGUUACUCCAUUGGCAGCACGCCGUCCUUCUCCGCCUUCCUCUCCUUAGCCCCACCUAACUUCUGCCUCUCCUGACCAAUCAGUAUUUUAUUCAUCAACCAAUAAGAGAAACAUAUAUACAGAAGGACAUCCCCCAUCAGAUCAGGAGUUCAAGAUUAUCCUCAGCCACGCAGUGAGUUUGAGGCCAGUUUAGGCUAUGUGAGAUGCCGUCACGAACAACGUAACAAAGAUUAGUGUGUAGGGGUAAGUCGGGAGAGCUGCGGGUUACUGUAGACAAGAGGGCACGGUAAUGUCUAAUUGAGGCCUGAAGUGUGGGGCGUCCACUUGGGGAAAGCAUUGUAGAUGAAAACAACAUGCAAAUGCAAAGGCCGCAAGGUGCGAAGGACCUUGGUGUGUUCACAGGUAUCACAAUAACUUUUCCUGGUGAGACACAAGCUAACACACCAGCAAAAGACCAACAUAUAGUUGCAGCAAAGUUCGAUUUCUCAAAUCAGAGUUUAAUCGGGUUUACUCAGAGAGCACAGUUAAGGGUUUACAGCAGUGUGUGUGACCCUCACAAAGGCCCAUGCCAUCAUGGAUGAUGGUCUGGUGAAUGCUGCAUAGUGGAGUCCCACGGUCAGUUAUCUUCCACUUCCUGAUAUUCUAAUACCUCCCAAGGUCCCUUGCAGCUGGGGAGAGUCACAGCUGGACUCCCUUGCAGCUGGGGAGAGUCACAGCUGGACUCCCUUGCAGCUGGGGAGAGUCACAGCUGGACUCCCUUGCAGCUGGGGAGAGUCACAGCUGGACUCCCAUGCAGCUGGGGAGAGUCACAGCUGGACUCCCAGGAGCUGCCUUGGCUUCCUGGCUCAGGUGAUCUCCAAAAUAGAAAACAAACAAAUAAAAGCAACCGUUAUCAUAACACAUACACUGUUGGGGACCUGCCUGGUUGGGACAAGGUUCAGGGCACUGUGAAGUAGUCCAUUUUGCAAAGGGAAAAAACUGAGUGUUCACAGAGAAGAGGGAGAUGGGUUCUGAACUCAGGCCUAUGGAUGCCUAGCGCCCUGGCCAUAGCUAUGCUCUGUGGGAAUCAGUUCCUAGAUGAGCCGGUUGAAAAGGGAACAGUGUGUAUACAGAGGCCGCCAGUGUCAGGGGCUAGGUCAGCACUGAGAGAGUGCCAGCUGGCCUGUAGCAGGGCUGUGGCUGGGGAGUUGGGGUCCCCUUUUGUAGGUUCCUACUCUCUUAGAGAAAAGAAUUUAAAAGCAGAGUUAGACAGUGAGAAUCAUCUUAUUAGAACUGGAAAGAAAAACCAUAGGAAAGGCCAGCUGUCAAUCUUGGCAGCUUUGGGGUGGGCUGUGGGCUGGAGAGGCAGUAAGAGGAGCAGAGAAAGACACUCCUUUUAAGUUAGUCCAGUAGAGAAGGCAGGCUCAUCAGUGAAGGUCUGGUAGCAGCUACGUGGGAGGGGCCUCUUCAGACACAGUGAAGAAGUCCAGAGUGUGAGGAUUUGGACUGUAUCCAGAGAAGGGACAGAAAGUAGAAAGGGAGCCGGGCGGUGGUGGCGCAGGCCCUUAAUCCCAGCACUCUGGAGACAGAGGCAGGCAGAUCUCCAAGUUCGAGGCCAGCCUGGUCUACAGGGCAAGUUCCAGGGCAGU